This is a messenger RNA of Alexandromys fortis (reed vole), 1132 nucleotides long. RefSeq names its product Yip1 interacting factor homolog A, membrane trafficking protein (gene Yif1a). Gene Ontology annotation, cellular component: Golgi membrane; endoplasmic reticulum membrane; COPII-coated ER to Golgi transport vesicle. Bases 194 to 1075 code for a protein of 293 amino acids. The transcript is spliced from 8 exons. Gene Ontology annotation, biological process: endoplasmic reticulum to Golgi vesicle-mediated transport. The record is from RefSeq and is a predicted model, not a curated record. NCBI's taxonomy places the organism in Eukaryota, Metazoa, Chordata, Mammalia, Rodentia, Cricetidae.
GGCUCCUCCGAAAGGCCAAUGGUAGACAGCGGACUGUGACGCCCCGUACAUGGCGGCUGAGAUCGGCCAGCCCUGGGACGUGUCUGGCUGUCGGGUAACUUCGGUCAGUUCUGGGCCAGAGAAGCAGCUGUUUCAGUAGUGUUUGUACCCGACUCAGCGCAGCCUGCCCUUGGGUAGAACGAUCGUCUUGACCAUGGCUUAUCACUCGGGAUUCGGAGCCCACGGUUCCAAGCACAGGACCCGGGCAGCUCCAGAUCCUCCUCCACUCUUCGAUGAUACAAGUGGUGGCUAUUCCAGCCAACCGGGUGGAUACCCAGCCCCAGGAGCUGAUGUAGCCUUCAAUGUCAACAACCUGCUUGGAGACCCAAUGGCCAAUAUGGCUAUGGCCUAUGGCAGCUCCAUAGCAUCCCAAGGGAAGGACAUAGUGCACAAAGAGCUGCACCGCUUUGUCUCUGUGAACAAACUCAAGUAUUUUUUUGCUGUGGACACAGCCUAUGUAGCCAGGAAGCUAGGACUGUUGGUCUUCCCCUACACACAUCAGAACUGGAAAAUGCAAUACAGUCAUGAUGUGCCUCUGCCUCCACGGAAAGACCUCAACGCUCCUGACCUCUAUAUCCCCACCAUGGCCUUCAUCACAUAUGUGCUGCUGGCUGGGAUGGCACUGGGCAUUCAGAAAAGGUUCUCCCCAGAGGUGCUGGGCCUGUGUGCGAGCACAGCACUGGUAUGGGUGUUCAUGGAGGUGCUGGCCCUGCUUCUCGGCCUCUACCUGGCCACCGUACGCAGCGAACUGAGUACCUUCCACCUCUUGGCCUACAGCGGCUACAAAUACGUGGGGAUGAUCCUCAGUGUGCUCACAGGGCUGCUCUUCGGCAGCGACGGCUACUACGUGGCCCUGGCCUGGACAUCAUCCGCGCUUAUGUACUUCAUUGUGCGUUCUUUGCGGACUGCAGCCUUGGGCCCUGACAGUAUGGGGAGCCCAGCCUCUCAGCAGCGUCUCCAGCUCUACCUGACUCUGGGAGCUGCUGCCUUCCAGCCCCUCAUCAUAUACUGGCUGACCUUCCACCUGGUCCGGUGAUCCCGGGUCACAGGUGGCACUGAUUUUUUCCAUACAUUGAAGAUUUGGUUUCCUUGA